Metopolophium dirhodum (rose-grain aphid) is the source of this 5007-nucleotide messenger RNA. RefSeq lists its product as uncharacterized. The transcript is spliced from 10 exons. The record is from RefSeq and is a predicted model, not a curated record. Lineage: Eukaryota; Metazoa; Arthropoda; Insecta; Hemiptera; Aphididae. Bases 1712 to 3946 code for a protein of 744 amino acids.
GCAAAAUCGGUUUUUGACAAAUUCGAAUUUGGUUUUUGGUGUAACUUUAAAACAAAUGACUGUAGGAACAUGAAAUUUUUACUGGCUAUUUAUAUAUGCCUUUUCUAUACACGAUAACAUUUUCAAAAUAUUUUGAUUUAUUUUGAACUGUUUAGGGACAUUUUCAUUUUCCAUUUUUUUUUAGAUUUUUUUCUAGAAAUAUCAAUAAAAUUUUAUUCGUUGGUCAAAAAAGCUUGAAAAUUUAAUAGAAGGCUCCUAGUAAAUUGUUCCGAAGGCAGAUGAAAAAUAUUAAAAAUCGUUAGUCACAGUUUUUUUUUUAUAAGCAUUUAAAGUUCAAAAAUUGACAAAAUAUGGAAAAAUCACGAAAAUUAGCAAAUUAUUUUGAAAGAAUUCGUAAAAAUUUUCUUUUUAAAUCUAAGAUUUAAAAAUGUAAUACAAGAUUCCUUAUAAGAUUAUCUACCUUUAUCAAAAAAAAAAUUUCUAUAAGAAAGUAUAGGUACUAUUAUAGGUCAAUUUUUUUUUACCGAUUUCUAAUACCAUAGAUACGUAUGUAAUAUGUUUUAAACCUAGACUGACAUACCGUCUCCACUCAGAAUCGUUUUUCUUAUACAAUGAUAUUAUAUCAUUGAAUUCAAAUUUAAAAUCAUCCAUUAUACAGUGACCUACUUGUAACCUACUGUACAUGCAGAAGAGCGACAUCCACUUACCCACCUUUUUUACAGUGUAUUACCACUUUUACCUAAUGAUUAAAAAUUAAAUUAUAUUUUUGUAUUGCAUAUAUUUGCUAUAAUAUACAUCUUAUACUUUUUGUUUAUAAAAAUUUAAAUAAAAUUAAUAAUUAAUUAUUACUGCAAAAUUAAAAUCAAGUACCUACCUAUUUAUGUUUGUAUUCAAUUUUUGAAUUACUUGACUGGGUGUAAUAGUGUACCUAAAUAAUUAGUUAUUACGAGUAAAUAAUAAUUUAUGCAAAGUUAAAAAAAAUAUACAAAAAAUGGUAUUCAAAAGUGACUAUAUAUGUUAUGAAAUAAUUUUUCAACAUUUUUUUUUGAUUUUAUAUUUAUUUAGAAAUGAAGAUUUAAUUAAUGAAUUAAAUAAUGUAAUUCCGUCUUCUAAUGCAGAAAAUAUGAUUUUGAAUUAUAACUCAACAAUUGUUUACAAUAAUGUUUUAGUACACGAUUUAAAUCUUGAUGAAACGUCUGUAUCGUCUGUAGUGAAUACAUUAUCAUCGGAUAUAAAUAAUUUAGAUGCAACAUUGAUUUUUCCUGAAUAUAAGGCCUCAUGUUCUCGAUUAGAGUGAGCAAAGAUUUAAUACUAUUUUUCUUAUAAGUACUAUAAGUAUUUACAAAUAAAUUAAUAUGGGCAUAAUAAUAGUGUAUAAUAUAAUUAACAAUUAUUGUAGAGACAACAAUAUUUCUGACCAUAACCUAAGUGUUAUGUAUACUGCAUCUGAAGAUAGUUUAUCAUCGGAAAAUACUACAACUGCCGAGUAAGUGUGUACAAAAAAACUAGUGUUAUGCAAUUUAAUUUAAUUUUAAUUUUUUACUAGAACUUAUAAUAUACUGUAAAACAUUUAUUCAACUAUGUUAUUUUUUGUUUUUUUUUUUUUUGAAUUCACAGACCUUUAACAGGCCGAAGAAUUAUUGAUAUUUUUCACUUUAUCAAUCAAAUCCAAAAGGUACACAGUGGUGGGUUCGGUUGUUCAUUUAUUGACAUGGAGUAUCAGAAAGAAACAUUUGUAGGAUUUCAGUCGAUUUUAACAUUCAAAUGUAAAGUGUGUAACAUCAAAAGUAAACUUUAUACAGAAAAUCCUAAAACAGUACAAGUCCCAAUUAAUAAAGCAACUGUUCACGGCUGUCAAGCAAUCGGUAUUGGUCACACACAGCUGUCUGAAUUGUUUUCAUUUCUUGAAAUCCCAUCGUUAUCGAUUAGUGGUUAUACGAAAGUACAAGAAAACGUAGCUGAUAUUGUGCAUGCAACAGCAUGGGAUGAAAUAAAAAAAGCUGGUGAGGAAGAAAAAAAAAUGGCGUUGGAGUGUGGUGAUAUAGACGUAGAUGGCACACCAGUCAUCACAGUUGUUGCAGAUGGGCAGUGGUCUAAACGCAGCUAUCGGACAAAAUACGACGCCUUAUCCGGAGCAGCUACGAUAAUUGGUUUUAAAUCUAAAAAAGUGCUUUUCGUUGGAAUACGCAAUAAAUAUUGUUGUAUUUGCCAAAAAUCGAAAAAUAGUAAAAAAGUCGCACCUGAUCAUCAAUGCUUCCUCAAUUGGAAAAAGUCCUCAACAAGUAUGGAGGCCGAUGGCGUGGUUGAAGGAUUUAUGAAAAGCGAGGAAAUGCAUGGAUUAAAGUAUAAUUGUUUAAUAGGUGAUGGGGACAGCAGUGUGACUAAACGCUUAAAUGAAAUUCAGCCGUACGGUCCCAAUUUUCACAUAAGAAAAAUUGAGUGCCGAAAUCAUUUGAUGCGAAACUAUGCCACCAAACUUACAGUGAUUGCUAGAAACACAAAAUACCCACUUCGUGUUCGAAAAUAUAUUCUAUCGAAUAUUUUACGAUUUAGAGGUGAUAUCACAAAAGCAGUUAUACAUUGGAGAAAUAUAAUUGGAGUAACGAAAUUAGAAAAGAUAAAAGGUAUUCAAAGAGAUGUUGCUAACGCCCCAUACCAUCGACUUGGUCAGCAUCUAAAGUGUGAUUCUUAUUUUUGUAAUGGAUCGAAAAAUAAUGAUUUAAACUUAGUGCCAGAGGCUGAAAGCUCUGGAAUGAUGAAUGAAAUAAAAAACUAUGUAUCAAGACUUGUUUUAAAUUCCGAAAGUUUGUUAGAAAAUAAAAAUAACAACAUGUGCGAACAAUUUAAUUCUUUAAUAAACAAACACAUAGCCGGUAAAAGAUUAAAUUUUUCGAGUAAAAGAAGCUAUAAUACUAGGGUAGAAGCAGCCGUAGUUUCAUUUAACUCUAAACAGUAUCUAAGAAAAAUACACAAAAAGAUCUCCAACUGUAGUCCAGGAAAAUUUGGGAAAAGAUUCAUAAAAAAUUAUGAACGAAUAAGAACCAACACAUUAAAAAGAAGACAGUUAUUCCCAGAAGCUAGAAAAACUAAAAUUAUUUGUACUGACGGUCCAGAUGCUGACUAUGGUUUGGCAGAGCCGCUAACAAACCAAUAUUCACCACAAGAUUUUGAAAAAAAAAAAAAAGAAUUCCUUACAUCCUUAGAGAAUGCAGAUAUUAAAAAAAUUGAAGAUGAUACUAGAAAUCAAAGUGAAAGUGAGAAGUGGUACUAUGAACGCAAAAAACGAAUUACUGCCUCUAGAUUCGGACAAGUUUGUAAAAUGCGUUCUAGUACCAGUUGUAAAAACACCGUGUACAAUAUACUUUAUGCUGGAAAUGUCCAAUCUAAAUAUUUACAAUACGGCAGAGAUACGGAGCCUAUCGCUCGUAAAAAAGCAGAAUGUAUAAUUGGCGAAAAAAUACAAAUUUGUGGUUUGAUAGUGGAUCCUGAUGAGCCAUACUUAGCAGCAAGUCCAGAUGGCUUGAUUGGUAAAACGGCAAUUAUUGAAAUUAAAUGUCCAUAUAUUGCAAAAGACACUUCAAGUGCAAUAGAUGCUAUUAACAAAAAAUUAUUGCCAUAUUGUAACAUAGUAGAUAAUUGUACAAAACUUAAAAAAGAUAAUAUUUAUUAUUAUCAAGUAAUGGGCCAGUUGCAUAUUACCCGCAGAAAAUUAUGCUAUUUUGUAAUAUAUACCAGUAAUUGGAUUACGGUAGAAAAAAUUUAUUAUGAACCAGAAUUUUGGACUUCUAAUAUGGCAGAAAAAUUAAAAAUGUUUUAUAUGGAUUGUAUGCUACCUGAAAUAAUUCAACCACUUUAUCCAAUAAGAAUGUUGAAGUCCGAUAUCAAAGAGCCUGAGCGUAUUAUUAAAAUUAUGACCACAACUAAUAAUAAUUUUAAAAAAAUGUGACCUUUAUUCUCAUCAGUUAUUCUAUAAUAUUUUUAAUAAAUGUGAAACGUGUUUUUAAAAAUAUAUUACCAUUUCAGAUUUUAUUUAGAAUGUUUACUGCCAGAAAUUGUCGAUCCACUAUAUGGAAAACGAUUUUUGAAAAGUGAUAUUAGAGAGCCUGACCAGUGACCACAUUAAACACCAAAUUAAUAAAAAAUAAAAAUAUACCUAUAUUAGUUUCAUGUAUGAUAUAAUAGUGUUAACAUUAUAAUUGACAAAUGAUUACCAAUAGGCAAUACUGUAUUUUUUAUUUAAUUUAAUUUGAAUAUUUAAUAACUCAAUAGCAUAUAUAGUACCAACGGUAAUCGUAUCUUUGUAGAGAAAGGUAGAAUCUUAAAAAUAAUAAUAGAUAGCUUUGAUACGGGCUACUGUAUCAUCUUUAAGAAGUACCCAAAAACUGUAAUUUAAAACGUAUACCUACCUAUGUAGUAGCAGUAUAACGUAAAAUCAUAUAUUCAAUAAUUAAAUUACUAAAAACUAAUACCUAUUUAGAUAUUUAGGUAGGUAAUAUUAGUUUAGGAUACUGUUAUAAAGUAGAUAUUAUUUACUGUAUUGUUUAUAUUUUGUAUGGAGUAAGCAUCUAAUAAUGCAAUAAUUAUAAGCUGAGUCGCCGAGAAGGUAUGCGCGAAUAUUACGGCGGAAACGCGUCAUAAUAUAAGGUGUUUACAUUUUAUAUUUACGCGAUCAGACACAGUCGAAGGUUGAGGAAAUAAUAAACAUCGCUCCCGAAUGAGCACAAUCGUCCGCCGGUCGCCGACAACGAGUAUUGGGCGUGGCUUAAACGCCGCGUGCUUGCGCAUCGUGAAAACACUUAACAGCGCGUUCUCUCGGCCGUUCUAUUCGUUUCGCUUUAGGUGUAGCGUCCUCUUAACAGAAUUAUUAGAUACUUACACAUUUAUGUUGAAUAUAUUGUGUUUUCAUUCGACAAAUUGUUUACAAAUACUAUGCGUAAUAUAUAUUAUACAUGGGUGAUGUCAACAGUUUGAUAGUGUCGAAAUUGUUUUUAAAAACGUGAUACAUAU